AUGGACAUUAUGACCCCACUCUCCAAACAAACUUCACUCAACAGUCUAGACCCCACUCUCCAAACAAACUUCACUCAACAGUCUAGACCCCAUACUCGGAGAAACUUCACUCAUCAGUCUAGACAUCACCUUCCAAAAAAACUUCACUUACCAGUCUCCCCCCCAAAAACUUCACUCGCCAUUCUAGACUCCUUGUUCCCCCCAAAAACUUCACUUUCUAGUCUAGACCCCAUGCCCCCAAAAACUUCACUUUCUAGUCUAGACCCCAUGUCCCCCAAAACUUCACUUGCUAGUCUAGACCCCACGCCCCCAAAAACUUCACUUGCAAGUCUAGACCCCACGCCCCCCAAAAAUUCACUUGCUAGUCUAGACCCCAUGUCCCCCAAAACUUCACUUGCUAGUCUAGACCCCAUGCCCCAAACUUCACUUGCUAGUCUAGACCCCACGCCCCCAAAAACUUCACUUGCUAGUCUAGACCCCACGCCCCCCAAAACUUCACUUGCUAGCCUAGACCCCACGCCCCCCCCCAAACUUCACUUUCUAGACCCCACGUCCCCCCAAACUUCACUUGCUAGUCUAGACCCCACGCCCCCCCAAACUUCACUUGCUAGUCUAGACCCCAUGCCCCCCAAACUUCACUUGCUAGUCUAG
Messenger RNA from Gigantopelta aegis, 651 nucleotides. RefSeq names its product putative protein FAM47C. The record is from RefSeq and is a predicted model, not a curated record. Lineage: Eukaryota; Metazoa; Mollusca; Gastropoda; Neomphalida; Peltospiridae.